AAAAAAGAUUGAGGGAUAAGGCAAAAGCUGAAGAAAUGUGACAAUUCAACGGUCAUUUUCAUGGCGAAGGGAAAACUGGUGCGAAAGGAGUUAUUCUGGGACUCCUUCGAGCCUCGAAACGCUGGAUCAAAAUGCUCAUAGUGGAGAAGACCACAGAUUUCCCCUCUGCUGAGUUCUCUCUGGUGGAGGAUGUGGCUCUGCACUUCACCUGUUUGAUGGACAGGCUGAACGAGCAGCGCCUCUUCCAGCCUGACCUGUGUGACGUCGACAUCGUUCUGGUGCGUCAGCACAGCACCUUCCCGGCCCACAAGGGCGUGCUGGCGGCCUACAGCCCUUUCUUCCACUCUCUUUUCGCCCAAAGCAAACAGCUGCGGCGGGUGGACCUGUCGCUGGACGCCCUGACCUCACAGGGCCUGCAGCAAAUCCUCAACUUCAUUUACACCUCCAAGCUGCUUGUGAGCAGCCGCACUGUCCGCGACGUGCUCAACGCCGCGACCCUGCUUCAGAUGAGCGACAUCGCAGCCUCCUGCCGCGACCUCAUCAGCAGCCACUCGCUCAGAACCACCUGUGCAGAUAUGGCCAGUCAGGAAGGGCUCGGUGGCGGUGACCCAGCUGCUGUAGCGAUGCCCCCCAGCCAGCUGUACUCGGAGAUCAAGCAGGAGUCGGAGCUGGGGAGGGUGUACAAGAGGGAAGGCAGCAGCCCGUUCUCUGUUAGAGUGGAGGAGGCGGGCAAGACGACCUCCCAGCAGAAGCAGUAUUACCAGAAAGAGGACGGGUCAGGGGGCGGGGCGAGCACAGGUGUGGCUGCUUUGUGCAAAGUCGAGAGCAAUGGGGAGGAGUCGAAAACCGCUGAUGGCCACGCCUCCUUCAACAGAGACCAGAUCAUUGUUGAGGUCAACCUCAACAACCAGACCCUGAAUGUGUCAAAGGGAUCAGAGGGCAAAUCCGCCACCGCCACGGAGACGGCCACCAUCUUUGGUCACUGCCAUGACAACGAGAGAGACUCGGAGGACGAUGAGGAGAAUGAGGCGGAGAACAACGACACAGUUGGAGAAGAGGAUGACGAUGACCUGAGGAGGGGGGACGUACUGGGGCACAGCAGUGAGGAGGAAGAUGAGGAGGAAGACGAGGAAGAGGAGGAGAACACACUUAACAUUCCAGGCUUGGAGCAGCCGACCAUGAUGGAUCGACCUCGCCGGGGCACCAGGGCCUUUGCCAUGGCGGGUACGACUGCCUCCAUGCGGCAGACACUCACAGAGGCCACGCUGGCCAACCAGCGGCAGGGCGGGAAGAGGACGCUGGACGCAGAGGGCCUGGGCCAGAAGGUGAGGCUGGAGGAAAAGCAACAUUUCCCCUGUAAGAAGUGCCCUCGCGUCUUCAACAACUGCUGGUACCUGGAAAAACACAUGAACGUCACUCACAACCGCAUGCAGAUCUGCAACAACUGCGGGAAGCGCUUCCUGCUGGAGAGCGAGCUGCUGCUGCACCAACAGACCGACUGCGAGAAGAGCAUCCAGUGUGUAACAUGUGGCAAGGCCUUCAAAAAGCUGUGGUCGCUACACGAGCAUAACAAGAUCGUCCACGGCUACGCCGAGAAGAAGUUCUCCUGCGAGAUCUGCGAGAAGAAGUUUUACACCAUGGCUCAUGUCAGGAAGCACAUGGUCGCCCAUACGAAGGACAUGCCGUUCACCUGUGAGACAUGCGGGAAGUCGUUCAAGCGCAGCAUGUCCCUUAAGGUUCAUUCUCUGCAGCACUCAGGAGAAAAACCCUUCAAGUGCGAGAACUGUAGCGAGCGCUUCCAGUAUAAAUACCAGCUGCGCUCCCACAUGAGCAUCCACAUCGGACACAAGCAGUUCAUGUGCCAGUGGUGCGGAAAGGACUUCAACAUGAAGCAGUACUUUGACGAACACAUGAAGACACACACUGGAGAGAAGCCGUACAUCUGUGAGAUCUGUGGGAAGAGCUUCACGAGCCGGCCGAACAUGAAGCGCCACCGCCGCACCCACACGGGGGAGAAGCCCUACCCCUGCGAGGUGUGUGGCCAGCGCUUCCGCUUCUCCAACAUGCUCAAGGCCCACAGGGAGAAAUGCUUCCGCGUCAGCAACCCCAUGGUUACCGACGGCAACAACCCCCUCGGCCUCGACCAGCCUCUGGCCUCGCCCGCUGUGGACUCUUCCGGUCAGGUGCAGCUGGGGGCGGGGCUCCCGGCCACGUCUGUGACCACACCCGCUGCUGCCUCUAGCCCCCACCCCCUCCAUGGAACCCAGCUGUCUCUCCCCUUGCUGCACUCCAUGGGCGGGCUGCCUCCCACCCCACAUUUACCCCCGCCACCUCCCCUGUUCUCUGCUGGUAGGAUGAACUCCAACAACUAACAAAUCUCUGUAGCAUCAAAAGCACUUUGAUUACUUUUUGUUUUGUUUUUCGUAGAGCUUUUAAGAGGACUCCUGCAGCGGGAGAGUGACCCACCUCAGCGAUAUUUACACUGAGGGGGAAAACUGACUGAAGGCUACAUGGAGGCCUCAUGAAAAACAUGCAUACACCUACCACAAUAAGAAAUAGUUAUUUUUUACUCUGUUCAAUACAAUAGAUAACCUCAGAGUCCAGUAGGACGUGUUGUCACCACGCUUCUCCUCAUGCAUUUCACAACUCUGUUCUGGUUUCAUUUGGGAUUUUCCACUACCACACACAUCUCUCCGGAGCCUUGCACAAUGCGUUGAUUGUAGCAUCUUUUACAAAGUAGGAGGAGGAGUUUCCUAAAUCUUCACUCUUACGUAGGUCAUCAGGCGAGCAAGAACCAUACUAUGAUGAGAAAAAAUGCUUUAUUUUUGGUCGUUCUCUGCCAAGAUGUAGCGAGUGGUUCUGGUCUGACCCAGCAAUAACCAAAUGCUGAUUUGUCUUUGAGCAUAUACUGUACAUGUAUAUGGCAUUGCCAAUAACCAAAUCCUGUUAGCUCACCCGCUAUAGUUAGAAAAAAUUAAACAGCAUUUAUAAUCGAUCCUGCACCUUACAUUUAACUCUAGUGAUAUUUAAAAUGUACUCCUAAUUGUCUUCAUUUUUAUAAUUGUGGUAGUGUGUAAUUCGUGGCACGUUGCGUCUAUUUGUCAGGACGUAAGAGAAGUCGUGAUGCGUGGAGAGUCAGUCGUGCAAUGCAGUGUGUGGUGUUUGUGACUGUGUGUGUGUGCGUGAGAGCAAAGACGGGAGAUGACGAGCUUCAGAUCUAUGUUAAGCUAAUCGACGCUUGAGCUUCCCCGAGUCAGGAGAUGGAGUAACUUGUCGACUCGCAUCUUUUGCUUACAUUAAGCAAGACCGCUCUUCUCCUGUAGAUCUGGCUUUGAGAUGAUAUGGCACUUUUCUGUGACUUGUUAGUAAAACCUAAUGUACUCAGCCCUACAGUGUAUUUGUAGGUUUAAAAUCUAAUGUUAAUGUUAACUUCCAGCUCAUUUCCCAACUAAACCCGAUCUAUGUAAUUAGUUACCAAGAGUGUAGGGAUAAUAAUCGCAAAAACCUGCUUAUGUAGCUCAUUAAGUGUGCACAUGUCAUCAUGAUGUAUAUUGUGAAAUGGUAAACGUUAUAUUCCAAUGCUUAAAUCUCUCAAAGAGCACUGACAGCGAUUACUUGUGGCACAACAGAGCGCAUCACUAAAAGGGCUCCUUAUGAUUACAUCGCUAUUAUAAACUAGUCAGUUCCUCAUAACAGUGAUCUGCAGAAGCUGAUCAAACACAUUCAGGAUGUAAUACUGCUCAAAAAUGUGUGGCUCUAUGUGCACUUUUGACAACUUUAAAAGAAUAUUAAAUCAAAUCCUUGUCAGUAAAAGUUUUUCUAAAGGAAUGUCUGACAUUUUGGGAAAUAAACAUCUUCGCUUUCUCGCUGAGAGUUAGAUGAGAAGACUGGUACCACUCCUGUGUCUGUAUGAUAAAUAUGAAGCUAAAGCUUGCAGGUGGUUAGCUUAUGUAGCUUAAUACAAAGAUUGGAAACAAACGGUAACUGCUAGCGUGGCUCUGUUUGAAGGUAAACAGUCACAUAUAAGUGUAAUAAUGCCAAUUUGUGAUUUUGCUGGGGUUUAGAAUGCUUUUUUAGAUUAGUAAACUAAAACAAGAUACGUUAGCUUAGCAUAGAGACUAGCAACAGGGGGAAAUGGCAAGCCUGGCUCCGUCAAAGGGGAACAAAACCUGCGUACCAGCUCCUCUAAAACUCAUAAAUUAGCCAAGUCCCUGCUUCCAGUCUUUCUGAACUGAGCUGACUGACUGUUGGCUUUAGCUUCAUAUUUAAUGGACAGAUAUGAGAGUGGUAUCAACCUUCUCAUCAAAAUCUCUGUAAGGAUAAUCAUACUUCUCAAAAUGUCAAAAUAUUCCUUUAAAUCAAUCAAUGAAUUAUCCAAAAAUAGUCUCUGUGCACUAUCGAUGCACUCCCGCUCACUUUAUCUAUAGAUAGCCUAUUUGUAGUGUAGCAUUAACCUGUAAAUAUUGUUAAGAUGUGUUUCUUCCUUGUGAUUAAUUCCUCAUGUUUACAUUUGGAGAGUCAGUUGAAUGUGCCCCCACAUGUGUCUUGGCUGGUACUACCGAAAGUUGGAAUUUGUGGAUAAGCUUUUGUAAAUGUAAUAAGAUGUUCAUUGUUUAUUUAAAAGACAAAUUUAAGCACCUUAGUGUUGUCUUAGCUCACCCCAGUUAACAUGCAUUUCUUAAACUGCCAUGGAAAAAUGG
Molecule: messenger RNA, 4700 nt
Organism: Chelmon rostratus (copperband butterflyfish)
Lineage: Eukaryota; Metazoa; Chordata; Actinopteri; Chaetodontiformes; Chaetodontidae
Gene: zbtb47b
Product: zinc finger and BTB domain containing 47b
Exons: 6
Coding region: 132-2372 (746 amino acids)
Biological process (GO): regulation of transcription by RNA polymerase II
Cellular component (GO): nucleus
Molecular function (GO): DNA-binding transcription factor activity, RNA polymerase II-specific; protein binding; RNA polymerase II cis-regulatory region sequence-specific DNA binding
Source: RefSeq, a predicted model, not a curated record